Talaromyces atroroseus is the source of this 2439-nucleotide messenger RNA. Its product is annotated as Glucan 1,3-beta-glucosidase. Bases 1 to 2439 code for a protein of 812 amino acids. The transcript has 4 exons. NCBI's taxonomy places the organism in Eukaryota, Fungi, Ascomycota, Eurotiomycetes, Eurotiales, Trichocomaceae. The record is from RefSeq and is a predicted model, not a curated record. Gene Ontology annotation, molecular function: polygalacturonase activity.
AUGCAUUCUCUCGCUUUGAUCGCGUCCAGCGUUCUCCUCGCUAGUGCGAGUGCAGAGCAAUUCGCCAUUCCGCAAGUGCAGAGCGCAGUUAACGCAGCUCUCAACAAGUACUCCGAGUACGUGAACUACGAUGGCCCGACAGGCACAGCAACAGCAGCACUUGCUUCUGCCACUGCAGAAUCGCAUGGCUUAGAAGCUGCGGCCGUCACUGAUCCGAGCUACUGGCUGGCCGAUAUUACCCAUCAAGGCAAUGCGCCAUAUGCCGACAGUGGCUAUGUCGUCUUCAGAAACGUCAAGGAUUACGGUGCUGCUGGUGACGGUGUGACUGAUGAUACUGCGGCUAUCAACUCUGCGAUAAGUGAUGGUGGUCGCUACAGCCCUGGCUCUGGCGAGACAUCUUCGACAACACCCGCCAUUGUUUACUUCCCUGCAGGAACCUACCUGGUGUCUACGUCGAUUAUCGACUACUACUUUACACAGCUGAUUGGAAACCCCAAUUCUCCAGCUGUUCUGAAGGCCUCUGCUGACUUCACCGGUCUUGGUGUGAUUGAUGGUGACCAGUACCAGUCCACCGGUGAACAGGGCUGGACAUCAACCAAUGUCUUCUAUCGCCAGAUCCGAAAUCUAGUCUUGGACCUCACUGACGUUCCGGCAAGCUCUGCAACGACUGGUAUUCACUGGCCAACCGCUCAAGCGACUAGCUUGCAGAAUGUCGAAAUUCGUCUCAACUCAGAUUCCGGUACACAGGCUCAGGGUAUUUUCAUUGAGAAUGGCUCUGCCGGUUUUCUCACUGACGUAACUGUCACGGGUGGUCUGUAUGGCCUCAAUGUCGGAAACCAGCAGUACACUAUGCGCAAUGUCACUAUCUCCAACGCCGUGACUGCCAUUAGCCAAAUUUGGGACUGGGGUUGGACUUGGUCCGGACUUAACAUUAAUAACUGCACAACUGCUAUCGACAUUUCGCUCUUAGCCACGGAUGGCAGCCUCGAAGACGGGUCUACAGUUAUAAUCGACAGCACCAUCACUGAUUGUGACACAUUCGUCAAGACUGCCAGGUCUACUAGUUCUACUCCUGCGAGCGCGGGUAAUCUGAUCAUUGAAAACGUGGCAUUGAAUAAUGUACCUACUGCAAUUCAAGGGCCAAGCAGCGUUUACUUAACUGGUGGCACCACCACCAUCUCCACCUUCGGUCAAGGUCACGAAUAUACCCCUACAGGACCGAAUACUCUGGACGGUACUUUCACUGCACCUUCACGUCCUUCGGGCCUGCUGGCAAGCGGAUCAUCCGACUACUUCACCAAGAGCAAGCCUCAGUAUCAAAGCUACGCAACCAGCAGCGUGGUAAGCAUGCGCAGUUCAGGAGCAACCGGUGAUGGUACCACGGAUGAUACUGCUGCGAUCCAGGCCGCUCUUACCUCUGCAGCAGCUUCAGGCAGUAUUGCGUUCUUCGACUACGGUAUCUAUCUUGUUACCGAUACUAUCUAUAUUCCUCCCGGAUCUAUUGUCGUUGGCGAGUCCUACCCCAGUAUCAUGGGCAGCGGCAGCAAGUUCUCCAACAAAGAGGCACCUUACCCUGUUGUGCAGGUGGGCAAGAGCGGUGACACAGGCACAAUCGAGGUGUCCGAUAUCAUUGUCAGCACCCAAGGUGGUGCAGCAGGUGCCAUCUUGAUUGAGUAUAACCUCGAUGGAGACCAAGGAUCCGGCCUCUGGGAUGUUCACACACGUAUUGGCGGCUUCGACGGCUCUGAUUUGCAGGUAGCUAACUGCCCGACAACCGCAGCAGUCUCUGCUGACUGCGAGGCGGCCUUCAUGUCUCUGCAUAUCACAAGCUCAGCAAACAACGUCUACCUAGAGAACAACUGGUUCUGGACCGCCGACCACGACAUCGAUAGCGCCGAUAACACCCAGAUUUCAAUCUACACAGGCCGUGGCGCUUUGAUCGAGGGAAGCAACAUUAUAAUGUAUGGUACCUCUGUUGAACACCAUUCUCUCUACCAAUACGAGUUCUCGGGUGCGACGAACGUCCUGGCUGGAUACAUUCAAACAGAGACCCCAUACUACCAGCCAAGCCCAGACGCCACCUCGGGUCCUUACGCGUACAACGCAACGUGGAAUGACCCAGACUACAGCACCUGUCUGUCAGGCAAUUGCGACGCUCUAGGCUUGUACGUGACCGGCGGUGAUUCCAUAUACAUUUAUGGAGCCGGUCUGUACAGCUUCUUCAAUGACUACAGCACAUCCUGCUCCGACUACGGUAAUUCGGAAAACUGCCAGAGCGAGAUUUUCCGUGUGGAUGGUACUGUAUCCGCAUUGAGAGUAUACGGGCUCAACACUGUGGGCACUACUAACUUGAUCGAGGUGGACGGCACAAGUGAAGCGGAUUAUUCGGACAACAUCAGUACUUAUGCUGAUAGCAUUGCGCUAUUCUCAUACAAUUAA